Molecule: messenger RNA, 1477 nt
Organism: Ipomoea nil (Japanese morning glory)
Lineage: Eukaryota; Viridiplantae; Streptophyta; Magnoliopsida; Solanales; Convolvulaceae
Product: zinc finger protein GIS2-like
Exons: 5
Coding region: 411-1160 (249 amino acids)
Molecular function (GO): zinc ion binding; nucleic acid binding
Source: RefSeq, a predicted model, not a curated record
CCAAGCCAAGGUACUUCGUAUUAUUGUUCAAUCCGAACGGGAUUUCAUAAUCCAAAACCAGCCGGCGUCGCAGUGUCCGCUCGUCCAUUUCGUUCAGAAACCAACUCGCUUGGCGCGGCCGUUCUGUUCUGUUUUCUCUCAUUUUCUCCCUCAAUUAGCUCCGGGCUGACCUCCGCCACCAGAUCGACAGUCUUCCCUACCUCGAUUCACUUUCAGUGUCUUGACCAAAGCAAAAUAAACGGUGGGAGGAGGAGGAACUUUGCUGAAGGAAAAUAUAUUGGUUUCUCCCAUAACUUAUCCUAAAGCCAAGAAGCUGUAAUACAGACAGGGAGGAGGCAGCAGCCUGGUGUGGUGUGGUGUGGUUAUAUUUGCAGGUUGUUAGUGGUUGGUUAAGUGUGAGAAUUUUGAAUAUGCCAGACAACAGAAGCCGAAGCAGGAGCCCAAUGGAUCGCAAGAUCCGUACUCAGCGUUAUUCCUACCGUGAUGCACCAUAUAGGCGGGAGUCACGUCGGGGUUUCAGCCAGAACAGUCUUUGCAAGAAUUGUAAAAGGCCAGGUCAUUUUGCUAGAGAGUGCCCUAAUGUGGCAAUAUGUCACAAUUGCGGCCUUCCUGGGCAUAUUGCAUCAGAGUGCACUACAAAAUCACUCUGUUGGAACUGUCGAGAACCUGGCCACAUGGCUGGGAAUUGUCCAAAUGAAGGAAUCUGCCACACUUGUGGGAAAGCAGGACAUCGUGCAAGAGACUGCACGGCUCCUCCUAUGCCGCCUGGUGAUCUGAGGCUUUGCAACAACUGCUUUAAGCAAGGUCAUAUUGCAGCUGACUGCACAAAUGACAAGGCGUGCAAAAAUUGUAGGAAAACAGGUCACCUUGCCCGUGACUGUCAAAAUGAUCCCGUGUGCAAUUUGUGUAAUAUAUCUGGGCAUGUUGCUAGAGAUUGUCCAAAGGCUGGAACCAUUGAAGAGAGGGGUCCUGGACCUCGUGCUGGUGGAUAUCGGGAUGCUGGAUUUCGUGACAUCGUAUGUCGGAACUGCAAUCAGGUAGGCCACAUGAGUCGGGAUUGCAUGACCAUGAUGAUCUGUCACAACUGCGGGGGAAGAGGACAUGUAGCUUAUGAGUGCCCAUCGGGAAGAUUUAUGGACCGUUUCCCCAGGAGGUACUAAUUGGAUGAAACGGAUAUUCGUUGAAUGAACGGUACUUAGCCAGAUGUGGUCCCUUGGUUUCCAUAAUAAUUUGGUUGUUGAGUUUUUGAAACCAUUUUAUUGGCGUUAUCAGUAUCUUUACCAACUUUAUUUAGAACAUUACAGUGAGGUGUUAUUUGUGAUUCUGCUUGAAAUUUUGCUGAUUUUAAUAUUUUAUUAGCUGUCCAUUGUGAUGUCAUGACAUUUGGGCUGAACCUAGGACUAGCAAUUUUUAUUUUUUCUAAUUCCAAAUAUUGUUUGAGGAAAGAUGAUCACACCAUGUUUACUUGUUUAGAACA